AUGCCAUUGUUCAAGCCAGCGACCGACGAUCGAUCAGGAAUCCCCCAUUGGCGCCGUACCCUCGCACACCUGGCGAUGUACGAGGAUCUUCACGCCCUUCCGCAUGCGACCUCGAAUUUCCUGUUUGGGAACAUGCAUCACGUGACAUAUCGUCGCUGGCGGCGAAAACGCGCGAUGAACUCGGAUUUCGGUCGAACCAUCGUUCUGGAGGUGCGCUUGGAUCUGCGGCCGAACAGGCUUCUCUGUGCUCCACUCCAGAGUGACAUCGAGCUCCCCACCCCCGGAUGCGGAAACCCCAACAUCCCAGUUUCGUCCUGUUCCACACUCGUCCUAAGGCUCGAGUCAAGGGCAGAGAGGCACAGGAAAUCAUGGAAAGGAACAGCAGAAAAAUUUCUCUCUUCGCCGCUGUUGCAUGUCAUCAUCAAUUUUUUUGACUAUUCCAACAGGCCGCAUUUGGAUGUCCCCAAUAUCUAUAAGAAUGGCCUCCUGGUCCCCCCAAAGCUUGGUUUGUUCCACUCUUCAGAUCUCCCAUCGCAUAUCAUCCUAGGUAAGCUUUCCAAUAUCUCAAAAUUGCAAUACCUGUCUCGAUACUGA
This is a messenger RNA of Penicillium waksmanii, 594 nucleotides long. RefSeq lists its product as uncharacterized. The transcript has a single exon. The record is from RefSeq and is a predicted model, not a curated record. The coding region runs from base 1 to 594 and encodes 197 amino acids. Lineage: Eukaryota; Fungi; Ascomycota; Eurotiomycetes; Eurotiales; Aspergillaceae.